GUGUCUCGUGCAGUCAUCAGAAAAAUACAUGUAUGUUAUUUACCUGAUAUUAUAAAUUGUACCUGUGGGCGAUUUCUUUAAAAAUUGAAUGUACAUAUAACUUGUAAUUAUACCUGUCCGAGGGAGCAGACAUAGGAUUGACCAUUUGAGACCUCAGGAUAAAAUAACAAAAGUAGAUCAUCAACGGCUUUGGGAUUCCGCGAGGACAUCUUUCUUUUAUUAUUGUUCACCGGUGCAUAUCUCACUCUCGCGGGUUAUUAACAUCAUUACUUAUGACACAUUGAAGUGAACAUUCUUUCGCUUUCGUCUUAGCCUUCCGUUGGCUACAAGGAAUUUCAGUGAUAUUUUAACUAAAUUUGGAUUUUAAGUGAAAUAUGCGACGGAGUUCGUGUGGGACAUUUAGCCUGGUCCUGGCUACGUGUCUGGGACCAGUGGCUAUUGCUCUUUUAGCAGUUUCUUUUGCCACGGAUUAUUGGAUAGAAUUCACAGUAGACAGAAACAGACUAGGGGCUUCUUUAAAAACAGAUGCUACUAAAGCUAGAUACACCUUCACAAGAAACAGGGGAAUAUUUCGUGAAUGUUAUUAUGGGAACGAUACAGAUUUGGUUUUCAGAAAUGCAGACGGUAUUGUUGAUAGCAAUUGCUUCCAUAUUUCAUACAAAUUCCCAGAAACCACAAAUGUUGAUUAUUCAGCGGAUUUUUCCACACGUAUACAUUUAAUGAGAUGUCAUAUGGCCUUCUUUAUUAUGGCCUUAGUGUUCUUUUUAAUCUCAUACGUGUUUGGUGCUGUUGUUUGCUGUUGGCGAAGGUCAAAAUGGGCGUACUGUGCGGGUUUCUGUGCAUAUUUUUCAGCAUUUUGUACUGCAGCAGCUAUAGCCUUUUUCCAUGGUGCUGAAUAUCUAGAAAGAAAUAAAAUAAGAGAUGAACCUCAGUUUUAUCAGGCCUGGGACCCAUCGAUAAAGACAGCAACGGUUCGUGACUACCGAUGGUCCUACAUACUAGGUUGGGUUGGAAUGGGAGUCGCAGCACUCACAGCAACGCUUUAUGCAGUAGCUGGAUGUUACAUAGGAUCAGAGCGUUAUGAGGACAAAGACUAUUUAGAAAAGAGACGUGGUCGAGAAUACGGAUACCAAGCAUAUGACAAUAGGGCUUUUCCUAUGGAACUGGCAUAUCCGGACCCCUAUGCAUAUCCUCCACCUCAUCGUGGUGGUCCAUAUCCCGGACCUCCUUAUUAUCCCGGCCCUUAUGUAUAUGACAUGGACACCCGUCGACCUCUACCAGCCGUUGGUUACGGCGAACCAGGUGCGCCGUAUUGGACGUGGAGUGGCUAAUUAAAUGCGAUAACAAAUGUAGGAGAGAUAACUCUAAUUAGAAAAAUAUAAUGCGAGGACAGAACUCCGUACUAUAUUAUAGCGACAUCAUCAAAUAAUGAUUGUUUGUUUUGUCUGUGAAAUAAGUUUUUUUCUCACAAGAUAGAUCUACAUUGUAAGAAUGUUUUUUUGAAGUUGAAUUAAAAAAGUGAAAGGUAAACAAAGUUAAGUAUACGUGUAAAACAGUCAUGGAUGAUAAUUUUAUGGGAAACACAUUUGCAUAAUUAUAUAAUAAGUCAUAAAUAACUCUAGUCAAUCUUCAACGAAAUUUUAACUAUAUUCAAAUGAAUCUUGUGCUUUUUAUCUCAUAAUUCUGUAUUGAUCAUUUCUGUAUCCGUUAAGGGGAUUGAAUAUCACUCAAGUCUGAUAUAUUUUAACAGGAUGUUGAAAUUAAAGCAUCUUAUCAAUAUGAUGAAAUUUGAAACGGAUAAUAUCUGCUACAUUUCACUUUUGAAUUUAGUUAAUAGAUUUCAUGAACAUUCGCUGUUGAAAUAAAAUUUCCCCUAAAUUAAAUAAAAAGUAGAAAAAAAUCAACCAGAAAAUUAUAAUAAAUUGUUGAAUACCGCUUUUAGUUAUUCUUUGUUUUUCCUUUGGUGAAGAUUGUCUUAUUGGUGCACAUGUGCAUAUGUGUACAUUAAGUGUGUGCUCUACAUGUUAAAGUAUAUACUUAAAAAAAACCUACUUUAUAUUUUAAUCCUUUGUAUGUAUCUAUUGCAUAAUAUAUUUAUACCAUUGAAAUAAACAGACGUGUUUUUUAUUAUUAUUUAAAGAUUUAGAGCAUUAUAAUACAUUAUUAUACAUUAUUUUAACAAAUCUAUUUUCACGUACGUACAUUAGAAUCAUAAUUAUAUUAGCUAAAUAUUUACUACAUUGACAAAGCUAGAUUCAAAAUACAAAAAGACCAUUUACUGUUGACGUAAAUAGACAGAAUGUCAAAGUUUUCAAAAUUAUUGAAGUUCCAUAUUUGGAAAAAGAAAUUUGUAACAGCUUUUUAUUCUAAUGUUAAUCGAAAAAAAUGUUAGACCUUUCCACAGUUAUUUUGUUUUUUUACACAAUAAUAUUAAAAUACCAUAAUGACAAAAACUUUUUCAAGGUUGAACAUGUUUUUUUUUGUGAAGAGAACUGAGCAGGAUGUUAUAUACACAAAUGUAGCUAAUAAAAUAUGAUCAGUUUGUUAGAUUGUAAUAAAUAACUGAAAAACAA
Messenger RNA from Mytilus californianus (California mussel), 2573 nucleotides. RefSeq lists its product as uncharacterized. The record is from RefSeq and is a predicted model, not a curated record. Lineage: Eukaryota; Metazoa; Mollusca; Bivalvia; Mytilida; Mytilidae. The coding region runs from base 375 to 1331 and encodes 318 amino acids. Gene Ontology annotation, cellular component: membrane. The transcript is spliced from 5 exons.